AUGGUCCGAGGCCACUCGAUCUCAAUUUUGGGGACCCUGUUGGGCAUCCUAUUGAUACCUGCCACUGCCUUCCGCUCUGGUCUGAACGUUGUCUCCGGCGGGGAGUUCCCCACACCUUGUCCACGGACUUGCUUUGAUGCCGGUCCCGAUCACACCGGGUGGGACGUCUACGCUUCUCUUGCCGAACUCCGACAAUGCCAGCAAUCUGUUGUGUUCGAUUUCGCCAUUUACAAUCCUCCCACCGUCAACCCACAGCACAUCAGAGCCUGCUCGGUUUGGGGAGGUCAGCUCUUCAACGAGGCACCCAGCCCCAUUCAAGUCAGCCGAAGAGCCGCCAAUAUCAGUAACAAAACGACUGUCCCUUCAGAUGUGGAGCUGGCCUGGUGGGGCGACUCGCCAGUUUCUGACUCGGAAGACAGCGGUGCUGCUAAUGCAGCCUCAGGUCUUCGGAACGCUGGCCAGUAUCUCAGGGCCGCAUCAAAGCAAGGCAAGAAGACAAUCUUUCUCGUUUCCGCUGGCAAAAGUGUGGUCGGCGUCUAUGUUGGUCAGAGGAUCUCAAACGUCGAUGUCGCAGACAGGCUUAUCCCUCAUCUCGUGGGCCACAUUCUUCCCCGAGGACUUCAGGAUGCUGCUGCGGUUCAGCUGUGUGGUGCAGGGAGAGCCGCUGAGGAAACUCUGGGUAUUAUGGCCAGCACCGACAUCACCAAAGUUCAAAGUGCUCUCCAGAAUUGGACGAGCGGCUCCUGUGCUCAGGAGCAAACGGGUUCCUCGACGCUGGAGGGCGUUGAGCUUGAUAUCCUCCAGCCUCGCACGUCAGCUUUCCGUUUCUCAAAUUCGAGUGAGAAUUCCCCUAUGAGACGCUACAAUCCAAGGCCACGGCAGAUAUCGAAACGUGAUCAGUGUACGACUAUUACAGUCGUGCAAGGGGAUCUGUGCGGCACUCUCGCCGCGAAAUGUGGUAUAAGCGAUGCCGACUUCCUUAAAUGGAACCCGAAACCGGACCUUUGCCCGAAUCUCGUCAUCGACCAAGAGGUCUGUUGUUCCCCAGGGGACUUGCCGAAUAGGAGGAAGCAACAAAACAGUGAUGGAUCCUGCGCAACCUACGACACGGUGCCAGAUGACAACUGUUCUGGGAUUUCUAUUAGGCAUGGUCUCACACUAGACGAGUUGGAGCGGUUCAAUGAGAAUACAUGGGGCUGGAAUGGCUGCGAAGGACUCUGGCCUGGUGUCAGGAUCUGUGUGAGCGAAGGAGAUCGCCCUUUGCCAUUGCCAGUUCCCAACGCUGUGUGUGGCCCGCAAAUGCCAGACUCUGAACCGCCGGAGAAGGGGAAGGAUCUUGCCCUUAUGAACCCUUGCCCCUUGAACACAUGCUGCAAUAUUUGGGGCCAAUGUGGUACAACUGCCGAUUAUUGCACCGAAGCGACGGGAACACGGCAGGAGCUUGCAAAAGUCCAAAACCGCUGCAUCUCGAACUGUGGAAACAAAAUAAUCAUGGGCGAGAAGCCAUCGAAUUUCAUCAAGCUCGGAUAUUUUGAAGCCUUUAAUCUCGAGCGGGAAUGCCUCAACAUGGACGCCUCACAAGUGCCUAGUGACUACACACACGUCCACUUCGCUUUUGUGGACUUGACCCCGGACUACGAAGUCAACAUCGGCGAUCCUCUCGUUAAAUUCCAGUUCGAGCAGUUCAAAAACAUCCCGUCCGCUAAGCGCAUCGCCGCGUUUGGGGGCUGGGCGUUUUCCACAGAACCUGCGUCAUACAAGAUUCUGAGGCUAGGGACUGAGCCGGAGAAUGCGGAAAAGCUAGCGAGCAACAUCGCACGUUUUAUCAUCGACAAUGGCCUCGACGGAGUAGAUAUAGAUUGGGAAUAUCCCGGAGGUCCUGAUCUCCCAGAGGAUGAUCCAGGAAAAGCUUCCGAAGGUGGUUACUACCUAGAUUUUUUAAAGCUCCUGAAGCAGAAGCUCCCUGGCAAGUCUGUAUCCAUCGCGGCACCAGCGUCUUAUUGGUAUCUUCGGCAAUUUCCAUUGAAGAAAAUCAGCGAGGUCGUCGAUUACAUCGUGUACAUGACCUACGAUUUGCACGGUCAGUGGGACCACGGUAACAAAUGGAGCACGCCUGGCUGUCCCAUUGGAAAUUGUCUGCGCAGCCAUGUCAACAAGACAGAAACUUUGAAUACCCUGAGCAUGAUUACAAAAGCAGGUGUCCCCUCAAGCAAGAUUAUCGUUGGCGUCAGUAGUUACGGGCGCAGCUUCCACAUGGCAGCUGCUGGCUGUACUGGUGUGGACUGCACUUAUACCGGAUCUCGGAUAGUCUCGGAUGCUCGACCUGGGCGAUGCACUGGGACCGGCGGUUAUCUCGCGAAUGCGGAAAUCAACGAAAUCCUUAAGAGGGGUGGUAAUGUUAAAUCGUGGAUUGACGAAGAAAGCGAUAGCAACGUAAUGGUGUACGAUGAGGUCGAAUGGGUUGCGUGGAUGGAUGAAGAUACUAAGACGAGGCGAAAGCAGAUUCACUUUGGAGGCACUUGCGACUGGGCAGUCGACCUGCAAAACUUUGUCGAGCCCCCAAGCUAUAAUACGGCAGAGGAUAUCCCAGGUGCCGCAGGUCCGAUUGAUUGGACAGGCAUUAAGCUGAACCUCUACAGGACUGGCGCACCAGCCUGCGAUCUAGAGAGGCGAACUGUUAGAUCCGCCUACGACUCCUACAAGACCAUUGGGCAAGACGUUCAACGUAGAUCUCAUGAGUUCAUGACGAUCUUUUCGCCCAAGGAAGAGAGCCUAGGGGCCUUGAGUAUGGUACUAGAUCUUCUCACAAUCCCAGUUGCCGGGGGCGGAGCUAUGAUUUUCAAAAACAUUUUUGGGAGUAUAGUCGCCGACGAUGUCUUGACCGACGUCGCCAAAGACAUGACAAACGCGAUGAUUUCAGUAGGGUUCAGCGCUGCUAAAUCGACCGAUCCAGCAAGUAGAGUAGCCGGCCAGGAGAUGGCAUUCAAUUCCAUUAUCGAUUCGACCAUCGAGCUAUGGGAAAUACAGGCUGCAUCCGUUCUUAAAAAACUGUUUAGCGGCGACGACGACAGCAUCAGGGCCCUCACCGAACUCACCAAGGAUGGCAGGCUCACACCUGGGAGCAGGAAUGGCACCGUUAAGGACAGCGAUGUUAGCUCCAAAAUCGCGGAGGAAUUCGCUCAAGAAGAGAUUGGGAAACGGGCUUUUUACGCAGUGGCGAUUCCGACUGUGUGGAAUGAGACGGGACAGUUUCCCGCCGUUCUCGACGCGGGCGAUUGCAGGGGGGAAAACGCCAUCCCCGAUAUCGUAUCAAAGGAUGGUAGCAACUACUCCUACUCCUGCUACGACCGCCGAGCAUACUUCCUUGUAUCUGCCCCCGGCACUUCGGAAGGUUGGCGCUGUACACCUGGAGAGGUUAAGACGAUCGAUCCUUGCGACACACAACCUUUCCGCUUACCGCGGGGGAUAAACCAACUCGACGGUACGAAAUGGGGCACGGUAACACACCAUGAUAUCAUUGCCGGAGCCGUCGAGACGUACAAAAAGGCGGGCAACCGGAAUGGUGGGAAUGUCGAACCGAACCCGAAUGAUAAGGAAACAUUUGACGCCCUUUACGAUCGUGACAUUCGCGCGCCCGGUAUUAUAAAAAUCCCGGUCUGUCCCGCCGAGCAAGGGCACCGCAACUGGGUUAAUGGGGCGGUGGCGAAGAAGGAAAAGUUCUAUCCUUGUAAUUAG
Molecule: messenger RNA, 3735 nt
Organism: Scedosporium apiospermum
Lineage: Eukaryota; Fungi; Ascomycota; Sordariomycetes; Microascales; Microascaceae
Exons: 10
Coding region: 1-3735 (1244 amino acids)
Biological process (GO): carbohydrate metabolic process
Molecular function (GO): chitin binding; hydrolase activity, hydrolyzing O-glycosyl compounds
Source: RefSeq, a predicted model, not a curated record